AUGCAAGUCGGAACACAGGUUGAUGUGGAAAAGCUCUUUCAUCACAUUCCCGUUCGCAAGCAGCUUUUUCUCAAAACAGCAGCACAUAUAUGCAAAAAAAUGCGUGAUCUUGUUAUUGGAUUCGCAUUAUUACUUCCCCACAUUCGAAUAUCACUGAAAUUUGAAGAAAGUACUGGGUUUGGUGCUGACGAUUCGUUUAAAAAUAUUACAAAGUCAUCUUUAGCAACUACCAUGGAUGCGAUCCGUACUCUUUUUGGAAAUUCAAUUACAAAAUGCCUAGCAAGAUGUUGUCAUGAAGAAGCAAUACCAGCCGACACAGUGGAUGGGCCCAUUACACAGAAAACAAUCAAUAUUGAAGCUAUUCUUCCUAGACAGGAUAUGGGUAAAUAA
Molecule: messenger RNA, 390 nt
Organism: Batrachochytrium dendrobatidis JAM81
Lineage: Eukaryota; Fungi; Chytridiomycota; Chytridiomycetes; Rhizophydiales
Exons: 4
Coding region: 1-390 (129 amino acids)
Biological process (GO): mismatch repair
Cellular component (GO): mismatch repair complex
Molecular function (GO): ATP-dependent DNA damage sensor activity; ATP hydrolysis activity
Source: RefSeq, a predicted model, not a curated record